ACAUAUUGUCUGUGGAGGAACAGAGGGAUACUGACCAACGUACAGAUCUACCAACAUGCUCAGCACUUCAAAGAAGAAAAUCUUCGUCACCACUCUCUUGGUGUUGGGAGGUCUUGUUGUGGUUGUCUAUCUUUGGUUCCCUGAAGAUUUAACCAACUACAAACACAUCCUCCUUCAAGGUAAUAUGAGAAAGGCUGUCAUCCAACCAAAGCCAGCAACCAGAAGUUCUUCUUAUAAAUACUCCUGGCCAAAAUGUCAGACAAAUCUAUCUGCUGCCAGCGUCCCCGGCUUCAACUCACUUCCUCGUCUUAUACAAGACUUUCUCUAUCAUCGCCACUGUCGACAUUUUCCCAUGAUACUGGAUAUUCCUGACAAAUGUGGAGGAGCUGAAGGAUCUGCAGAAAUCUUUCUUCUACUGGUCAUUAAAAGCUCUCCUGUGAACUACGACCGUCGAGAGGUGCUGCGUAAAACCUGGGCUAAAGAGAGAUUGCAGAAUGGUGUGUGGAUCCGAAGACUCUUCAUUGCAGGAACCAGGGGUGAUGGUUUUGAGAAGAUGAGACUCAACAAACUCCUCGAAUUUGAGCAACAUGAGUACAAUGACAUCCUCCAAUGGGACUUUGAUGACACAUUCUACAAUCUCACCUUGAAACAAGUCCUCUUCCUAGAAUGGAUGGACAGAAACUGUCCACAUGUUCGCUUCCUGAUGAACGGUGAUGAUGAUGUUCUUGCUCACACAGACAACAUGGUUUCUUAUCUAAAAAGCCUGAAGGACAAUGAUGGAAGCAAACAUCUCUUUACUGGCUUUCUGAUCGAGAAUAGAACGCCAUAUCGAUUUCCAGACAGUAAGUAUUAUGUUCCCGUUCAGGUGCAGGAGACAGACACAUACCCUCCUUACUUAGGUGGUGGAGGCUUCCUGUUGUCCGGCUACUCAGCUCUGGUCAUGUACAACAUGUCCCACUCCGUCAUGUUUCAUAACAUUGAUGAUGUCUUCAUAGCACUGUGUAUGGAGAAAGCAGGAGUGCGUCCUACAUCUCACAUAGGAGUGAAGAUAGCAGGGCAUCGCAGUCCCGGCAAUAUUGAUCCAUUAGAACCUUGUUAUUUCACAGAAAUUCUACUUGUUCACAGAUUCCUUCCUGCUGAAUUGUACAUUAUGUGGAACCGGCUACAUGAUCCUAAUCUGAAAUGCUUUCACAGUAACAAAUAGCAACCUACAGGUGAUGAAAAUGUUUACUAGCACUCAUUUUUGCCCAACAGCCUCUUUAUUAGGUACACUUCUACAAUCUAAUGCAAUCUGAUCCAAAAACAGCAAUUCUAUGGUUAGAUCCUGCUAAUGAUCAAAUCAGAACUUUUUUUUAGAGACGAAACAAAAAAAUCUAAAAAAUAUGUACAUCAAGUGGUGCUGAUCACUGGAUUUCUGUCAUUAACUUUAUUAAAAAUCUGAACGAUUUUUUUUUGCUUGAGCUGAUGUUUAACCUUCUUUGUAUCCAUUCAAAAUCUAUUCAGAAUAGCUACAUUUGUAACAUUUGUGAAACAUACCAAACAAAAGGAUUGAAUGUCAACUAUAAAGCUUUGUAUGUGGUAUUAACAUGUCACCUUGUCUGCAGUACUUUGAUCGGCUCUUGCCCCUCUUACUGUUUGUUGUAAAGAUUAGCUGAAGGCCUCUUGAUUGUUUUUUCUUGU
Messenger RNA from Stegastes partitus (bicolor damselfish), 1680 nucleotides. RefSeq names its product UDP-GlcNAc:betaGal beta-1,3-N-acetylglucosaminyltransferase 3-like. The record is from RefSeq and is a predicted model, not a curated record. The transcript is spliced from 2 exons. Gene Ontology annotation, molecular function: UDP-glycosyltransferase activity; hexosyltransferase activity. Gene Ontology annotation, cellular component: Golgi membrane. Gene Ontology annotation, biological process: poly-N-acetyllactosamine biosynthetic process; protein O-linked glycosylation. The coding region runs from base 56 to 1204 and encodes 382 amino acids. NCBI's taxonomy places the organism in Eukaryota, Metazoa, Chordata, Actinopteri, Pomacentridae.